AUGAGUAAAAUUCAUCCUCAAACACUUUCUACUUCUUCUUCUUCUUACAUAACAUCAUCAAUGCCCGAAUCAUUCACAAUAUGGAUGAAAUCUUUAGUUUUCAACACUCACGGAUGUACGGUCUAUAACUCGAAAGGUGAUAUCGUCUAUCGGGUCGAUAAUUACGACAACAAAUGUGGACAUGAAGUAUACUUGAUGGAUAUUCGAGGCAAAGUUCUCUUUUCCUUACAACAAAAGAAAUUACGAUUAUUUGGAUGUUGGGACGGAUACAAAUGGGACGAUUGUAGUUUGGAGAAACAACUUUGGUUUCGAGUACGAAAACAUCGUAGUAUUUGUAUGGCUUCAUGUGAUCGUAAAACAAGAGGAUGCACAUACAAGGUUGUUAGAUUGGAUGGAAAAUUGUUGGGAUUCAAGAUUAUAGAUGAAGAUCGAGAUGGUGCACUUGUCGCGGAGAUUAAACAAAAACAAACAACGACGGGGAUUAACUUUGGAAAUGAUGUAUUUACGUUAAUAGUUCAACCACAUAUUGAUCAUUCAUUGAUCAUGGCAAUUGUCAUGGUUUAUGGGUUGAUAAACAAUCAAAUGUGA
Molecule: messenger RNA, 588 nt
Organism: Erigeron canadensis
Lineage: Eukaryota; Viridiplantae; Streptophyta; Magnoliopsida; Asterales; Asteraceae
Product: protein LURP-one-related 11-like
Exons: 2
Coding region: 1-588 (195 amino acids)
Source: RefSeq, a predicted model, not a curated record